UGCUCAGCAGAGUGGUCAUAAUACAAUGGGGUGGCACUUCACGCGCUCUAGUAGGCCCGUGUAUUGCAACCUGCUAUUUUCAACGUGCUUUUCUAGCUUCCCAAUAACACGGUCUUUAGAGCACCGCAAGAUCGGGGCUGAACUUGAACUUGCUGGUUUCUUGCUAUUUUGUGUUCUGCUAAAUUUUGUGAGAAACAAAGCACGUUGCUUUCGAACAACUAUUAUCUUGUUUCGUCAGCCUUAUUGCCAGCCGACAUGUGCUACGCACUUGCAUUAUGUUUCCUCUUAGGCACCCAUUUCGUUCCAUUGCAUCUUGCGAGCAGCUUGACGAAAGGUACCCAAGCAACAUACAAGAAGUGCCUGACAGAGGCAACAGUGGAGAACUGCGAAACAAUUUUGUUAAGCUGGAGUUAUAACAAUGAAACGAAUGAGUGCGAAAAAGGUUUUGUUUGUUAUGAUUGCCUCAACAGGUUUGACACGUUUGAUACUUGCUUUCUCAACUGCAAUACGGUUUCAGUAACAACCCAGAAGCCGAAAAAACUGGGGAAACCGUGGUUCUCCAAAAGAAAAUGGAAGCCAUGGCGCAGGGGCUGCAAGUACUGGCUUAUGCAUGGUGCAUGCUGCCAAGAGGUCUGGCUUGUUUUCGAGAAGAGUUCUCGAGGGAAGACGCGACGGCUACUUGUUUACACUGGAUGUCGCUACGACAUGUACAGAAUAUUCGCAUACGAUUUUUCUUCACGAAAAUGUUACGAAUUGAAAAAACGCCCACGUGCCCAAGGACAGCAGCCAAGCGAAAAAGAGUUGGAACUACUUCGUGAUAGAAAACGAGGAUGUCAACACAAAACCUCAAAUUCAGCGAACGCACCAUCCACCCUACCCGAAAAACCGGCCCCGUCAGGAAUGCCCCCCAAACCAAGCAUAGCUAGCCAAAUCUCGGAACCCACCAAGCAUCCCACAAACACUGCACAAAAGAAUGCCUUGAAGUCAACACUUACAAAACGAAACAUCAAGUCAGUAGCACCAAAGAAUCAAGACAAGCCCACCUGAUUAAAUGAACAGAAUUCCCUGAAACAUGCGUUAUAGGUGAAUGCCACGCAACUAAACAGGGCCCAAAUCUCUAACAUUAACCAUGUGACGUGAGGACAAUCUAAUCAAGAUAGGAAACACCUUCACUAAAGUGGCCGUUUUGGUGUAGUAAAAGGUGAUGACCAGUACCACUUCUGAGUACCAUCAAACAAAUAGCCGGAAGAUCGUAUAAUAACAAAAACAAAAGAGCUCGUACUUUGUUGCCUAUUUUAGAUAAAAUAAUUGCACUCAUUAGCACUUUCCUUUCAUACACACGCACAGCAUAACAUUUUCUUAAUGCCUCAUAAACAUGAACGCCUAAGGAGCAUGAGAAAUCGAAAUACACUGAAUCUUCUUUGAUGGAAGUAUAUGCAAAAGAAAGAUAAAACAAAUAUAAGCGAGGAAUGUGAAGUAUACUUUCCUUCCACGUGCUGACUUACAGGUGGAGUCAAGAAUACUAAGCUAGAAAGCUGCACUGAGGCCCAUCUAGUAGAAAACUAUUCUCUGUUAUUACACAUCAAGAUCUAGAAAAGCAAAUUUCAAAAAAGUGUUCUCUGGAAAUUUACUCAGAUUAGUCCAGGGACACUUCAACAGCUUUAGAAAAUGUCAUUGGCCUCUUCCUUCCUUACAAUAACUCAUCUUCAAAAGUUUCAAAUGUGGACCGAGCUAAAGCAAUACACAUAACGUUUGGCUAUGUUUUUUCUCCAGUUGUCCAUAUACGUUUUAUUCAGAGGUAAGCCUGUCUAAUUAGAAGAGGCGAGCCUCAUUCGAGUGUUGUCGUGUGCCCACUAAGCAAGCGAAAACGAAAUGCGCCUUCAUGUACGUGUAGAAAACCAAACAGUUGCCACAGAUGCCUGAGCACACAGAUUCGCUUCAUUCACAGAUACAAGAUUGAAGCCUAUUAAGCGUAAUCAGUCUUGUCAGACUCCUUGUUCAUACAUCUCUACACGUGCCUACGUCCAUAAAAUGUGGAUAAGUUGUUCACGUCUUCAAUAGCAGUUCACCAAAUCCACACUGAACGCUAUAAUUGAGAAUUUUUUCCAUAAAAUGGCAUGCCUCUCAGUAAUGCUUUUCUCUUUACAAGGUGCCCAUCACCAAACGGAGAAGCAGUACAUUUCGUGACUGAAUAGACUCAAGCAGCCACGGUAAAUGCUCGAUCAAUUAUUCGAUUCAAGCACACAAGUACUGUGAGCCUUCAUUCAGAACGCAACAUUAGAAAGUUC
Molecule: messenger RNA, 2288 nt
Organism: Rhipicephalus microplus (southern cattle tick)
Lineage: Eukaryota; Metazoa; Arthropoda; Arachnida; Ixodida; Ixodidae
Molecular function (GO): serine-type endopeptidase inhibitor activity
Source: RefSeq, a predicted model, not a curated record